UAAAGCUCAAGAAAAAUUGCUAUAAUCAUUAGUAAUUUUUACUAAAAUCGAAAAUUACUAUCGGAUUAUAAUAAAUUUUACUAUGUUGCAUAGUAAAAAAAGCGAGAAAAAAUAGCUAUAUUUACUGCCACGGGAAAAAAAAAAAACGCGCGCGGCGCAUGACAACGCUAUUCAGGUUAGGUUCGUCAUGCCAUUGCCGGUCUUUUGAGUUGUGUCAACAUUGCCAGUGCUGAUCGUUCUGUUGGAAAUUUCGUGUUGACAGUCUGAAUUGGGUAAUUUAUUUCGAUUUCUAUAUGGCUUUGAGUAAUGUUUGUUAAAAAUGGCUGAUGAAGGGAAUCAUGUAGAGUUACAGAGUCAAGACGACGUUCAGGACGAAUCAGGCAAUGCAGGCCCAUUAAAAGACAUCACAAACAACAAUGAAAUUAUUCCAGCUAACAUUACAACUAAACAAGUAAAACAAGACGUAGAUCAAGCUCCUGCAAUUGCUACAUAUAUCAGCACUGGUUUGCUAGAGUAUUUGAAAAACAAAACCGAGGGCAAAGCAAUUCUUAAUCACUAUCUCAAAUCUCAAGAAAAAAAUCUUCCUUUAAACAAAAAGAUUAGAAACAGGCUGUGUAGGUUAGUGAUAGCGAGAGAAAAAGAUCACAUCUUGAAAGACGUGAACGUUGAUGAACAACUAGAAAAGUUUAUUAUUUCAAAAAAACGAUUUGAAGUCCUAGCUAAUGAAAUAGGAAAUAUUUUCAAGUAUGAAUGCGCUGCUACUUAUUUCAAAGAUUACGUGCAAACCAUCCAUAAUUCAAAAAAAAUCACAGUGUUAGCUACUGGAAAACUUUGGAACCAUUACAAUUAUUAAAAAAAAAACUAAAGGAUGAUCAUCUUUUGCGUGAAAAAUUGAAUAGUAGACCAACAAAUUUUUUUAAUGACGAGGAAUUAGGGAAUGCACUCAAUGAUAAUCACAUUGAAUGGCUUGAAAGUCACAUUGAACCUUGGAAUGAAGUGUUUGAGAGGUGGACUUAUUCUUUUCAGUUGCGAAGACUUCUGUUAAAACAAUCUACCUUAACUGUAUUCGAUUACAUUAGUAAAUUUCCGUGCUUGAAGAAUCAAAAUGCCAAUCAGCUGUUUGAUGUAGAUUAUGAGUUGUUAUUUCCUAAUAAUCCAUUCAUCGAGGCUGAGCAAUGGGAAAAAGUUAAGCAAGCUUUAAUUACAUCUAUAAAUAAUGAAGCAAAAAUAACAAGCAGAAAUGACUCUAUUCUACUUGGGCUUUUAGUAUCUGGCGAUCUGAGUUCAGAUAAGCAAAAAUCAUUCGAACAUACCCUAACCUACAUAUAUUGAUGUUAUAUUUCAUGUAUAAAAUGUAAUAAAAAUAGCGUAACAUUUACAGUGAAUAAAAAGUUGUAGUGCAA
Phymastichus coffea is the source of this 1403-nucleotide messenger RNA. RefSeq lists its product as uncharacterized. Bases 320 to 853 code for a protein of 177 amino acids. NCBI's taxonomy places the organism in Eukaryota, Metazoa, Arthropoda, Insecta, Hymenoptera, Eulophidae. The transcript has 7 exons. The record is from RefSeq and is a predicted model, not a curated record.